AUGGCCGAAGUCUCCCUCGCUCAGGCCACCUGCAAAUUCAUCGACGAAUGCCCGACUCCCUUCCACCUCUGCGCCGAGACGGGCGCGCUGCUAAAGGCGGCGGGCUUCACCGAGAUUGCGGAGGACGGCGCUUGGCGGCCUCUACUGAAGCCCGGCGGCAGCUACUUUUAUACACGCGCCGGCACGACGCUGGUGGCCUUCCACGUCGGCGCGGCCUUCGAGGCGGGGAACGGUAUCAACGUCGUCGGCGGGCACACAGAUAGCCCCGUGCUGAAGCUCAAGCCGUCUUCGAAGAAGAGCGCUCACGGCUACCUGCAGUUGAACGUCGAGACGUACGGCGGCGGGCUGUGGCACACGUGGUUCGACCGCGAGCUCACCCUCGCGGGCUCGGUGAUCGUCAAGCAGGCUGACGGAUCGUUCGCCCGCCGCCUCCUCUUUGUGCGCCGGCCUCUGAUGCGGGUGCCGAGCCUCUGCAUCCACCUGCGCACCGCCGAGGAGAGGGAGAAGUUCGCACCAAACAAGGAGACGCACCUCGCGCCGAUCCUCGCGUGCGCGGUGAGCGAGGCGCUCAACGCCGACAAGCCGUCCGCCUCCUCGCUCGGGGGGCGCCAUGCGCCCGAGCUGCUGCGGCGCCUCUCUCGCACUCUCCCUGCGACCUCAGGCGACGUGCUCGACUUCGACCUCACGCUGUGCGACACGCAGCCGUCCGCGACCCGAGACUACGCCCGCGAUUGGGGAGCGGACGAGUUUCUCUCUGCGCCGCGACUCGACAACCAGCUCACCUGCUACCUCGCCAUGCUCGCGCUGAUCGACCACGCCAAGGAGGCGCCGCCCUCGCAGCCGGACGUGGCGAUGAUCGCCCUGUUCGACCACGAGGAGGUGGGUUCUGGCUCGGCGCAGGGCGCCUGCUCGACGGUGAUGAGCGACGCGCUGCAGCGGGUCUCGUCCUGCUUUGCGCCCGACGAGCGACACGCGAGCGUGGAGGCGCUCAGCAAGACGGCGCGGCGCUCCUUUCUGAUGGCCGCGGACCUGGCGCACGCCGUCCACCCAAACUACGCAGAGAAGCACGAGAAGGAGCACGCGCCCAAGCUCAACAGCGGGACCGUCAUCAAGUCGAAUGACAACCAGCGCUACGCCACGAACGACGCGACCGGCUUCGUCGUGCGUGAGCUCGCGCGGCUCGCCGGGCUGACGGUGCAGGAGUUCAUGGUCAAGAACGACUGCCCGUGCGGCUCCACCAUCGGCCCGCUCAUCUCGCAGUCGACCGGGCUGCGCACCGUCGACAUCGGCGCGCCCUGCCUCUCGAUGCACUCGAUCCGCGAGACGGUCGGUGUCGCCGACGUCGAGAACUACCUCCAGCUGAUGAAGGCCUUCUUCGGCCGGUUCGCGGAGCUCGAAGGCAAGUGCAACUUCGGCCUCGAAUUUGGCGCCGUCCGGCUGGCCUCGAUGAGCGUUUGCCAGCCGUCCGUGAAAGCACCGGCGGCGUGACCCCGUGACCCCGCGGGUGCGCGCGGCGGUGUGGGUGGUGACGCGCCGGGCUUGGGGGUGGCUUGCAGAGGCUACCGUUGGCUGGCAAAGAUACUGACGGUGGGCGCGAGAGACAGAGACGAGAGAGAGAGCCAGAACGCGAGAGACAUAACUCAUAAAAAGGUGCUAGGUGCUACGCCGGCCAUAGGACUUAGGAUCCCAUUUACGGUUAAGCGGAUGCCUGCUAGUGCUUUCUCCCCUUU
Molecule: messenger RNA, 1730 nt
Organism: Emiliania huxleyi CCMP1516
Lineage: Eukaryota; Haptophyta; Isochrysidales; Noelaerhabdaceae
Exons: 10
Coding region: 1-1488 (495 amino acids)
Biological process (GO): proteolysis
Molecular function (GO): zinc ion binding; aminopeptidase activity
Source: RefSeq, a predicted model, not a curated record